This is a messenger RNA of Hevea brasiliensis (rubber tree), 2786 nucleotides long. Its product is annotated as ATP-dependent zinc metalloprotease FTSH 11, chloroplastic/mitochondrial. Bases 188 to 2650 code for a protein of 820 amino acids. The transcript has 17 exons. Gene Ontology annotation, molecular function: ATP hydrolysis activity; ATP-dependent peptidase activity; metalloendopeptidase activity. NCBI's taxonomy places the organism in Eukaryota, Viridiplantae, Streptophyta, Magnoliopsida, Malpighiales, Euphorbiaceae. The record is from RefSeq and is a predicted model, not a curated record. Gene Ontology annotation, biological process: proteolysis. Gene Ontology annotation, cellular component: membrane; chloroplast thylakoid.
AAAACACGCACAAAGCCGGCGCCAAUUUCAAUCGAGAUAAGAUUACUUCAUUUCUACUUCUCUGUUUUUUUCUCUCUAAUCUCUCCCAUCUUGUGGUUCUCAAACUCCCUCCCCCCUUUCCCUUACAGAGGAGAGAAAGCUGAUUGACGGAAGUCUGGAUACCUGUGAUAAACCCUAAUAAACCACAAUGACUAUUACUCUACAAGCUUUUCUUCUCUGCGGGCCUUCACUCUCUCUCACUUGCUAUUCUCCUUCUAAGCAACGCAUUCACUGCUCUCGCCACCAUUUCUACUCUUCUCUUUCUCUGUCUAGUAAUAUUUCCUUGUUUACCUUUCAAAAUUCAAGAUUUCGUCUCUUCCCUCUGUCAAUCUCUUGUACAUUGCACCCGGAGAAUGCCAAUUUGAGUCCUGAAUUAACUUCCUCUGGAUUCAACUCAAAUUCCUAUUCUAAACCUAAAGUCAACGAGUUUGGCAGUGGAGAUGGUAGCGUUGAUUCUGGCCUUGGAGGAUCGAGAAUUGAUGAAAGUGUCGACGAGAGUUUGGGAAAUGAGACUGGGAAAAUGCAUAAUGAGAAUGCGGUGGAGAGUGAUACGAGCAACGGUAAUUUGGUGCAAAAACAAGGGGUGAAUAGCAAAAUACCAUUUUUGGCCUUCCUUUUGGGUCUGUGGGCGACGGCAAGGAGACGAUUGGAGGAGCUUUUGGCAUCUGAUUGGCUUAGUUGGUGGCCUUUCUGGCAACAAGAGAAGCGUUUGGAUCGCCUUAUUGCUGAGGCUGAUGCCAAUCCCAAGGACGCCGACAAGCAGGGCGCUCUCUUGGCCGAGCUCAAUAAGCACAGCCCUGAGUCUGUAAUUAAGAGGUUUGAACAAAGAGAACAUGCCGUCAACAGUAAAGGAGUCGCAGAAUAUCUUCGAGCGCUUGUGGUUACUAAUGCUAUUACUGAUUAUCUUCCAGAUGAACAAUCUGGAAAGCCAUCCAGUCUUCCUGCCUUGUUACAAGAACUACACCAGCGCGCAACAGCAAACAUGGAUGAGCCAUUUUUGAAUCCUGGCAUAUCUGAGAAGCAACCAUUGCAUGUGGUGAUGGUUGACCCUAAAGUGUCAAACAAGUCACGAUUUGCUCAAGAGCUUAUCUCAACUAUCUUGUUCACUGUUGCAGUUGGAUUGGUUUGGUUGAUGGGUGCGGCUGCACUUCAAAAGUAUAUUGGAGGCCUUGGGGGAAUAGGAACUUCAGGAGUUGGCUCAAGCUCUUCUUAUGCACCCAAGGAGUUGAAUAAAGAAGUUACGCCAGAGAAAAAUGUUAAAACAUUUAAGGAUGUCAAAGGUUGUGAUGAUGCAAAACAGGAGCUUGAGGAAGUAGUGGAGUACUUAAAAAACCCAUCAAAAUUUACUCGCCUUGGGGGAAAGCUGCCAAAGGGAAUCCUUUUGACAGGAGCACCUGGUACAGGAAAAACAUUGCUUGCCAAGGCUAUUGCUGGAGAAGCUGGGGUACCCUUUUUCUAUAGGGCAGGAUCUGAAUUUGAGGAAAUGUUUGUUGGUGUUGGUGCUCGGCGUGUGAGAUCCUUAUUUCAAGCAGCUAAAAAAAAGGCUCCAUGCAUCAUUUUUAUUGAUGAAAUUGAUGCUGUUGGGUCUACACGAAAACAAUGGGAAGGCCAUACAAAGAAAACUUUGCACCAACUAUUAGUUGAAAUGGAUGGUUUUGAACAAAAUGAGGGAAUAAUAUUGAUGGCUGCAACAAACUUGCCUGAUAUUCUUGAUCCAGCUUUGACCAGGCCUGGUAGAUUUGACAGGCAUAUUGUUGUUCCAAAUCCAGAUGUACGGGGUCGUCAGGAGAUUUUGGAGCUCUAUUUACAAGAUAAACCAUUGGCAGAUGAUGUAGAUGUCAAAGCAAUUGCCCGUGGCACACCAGGCUUCAAUGGAGCAGAUCUAGCAAACCUAGUUAACAUUGCUGCCAUUAAAGCUGCUGUUGAAGGUGCAGAGAAGUUAACUGCCGCACAGUUGGAGUUUGCAAAAGAUAGGAUAAUAAUGGGCACUGAGCGGAAAACAAUGUUUAUAUCAGAAGAAUCAAAGAAGGUAACUGCAUAUCAUGAGAGUGGCCAUGCUAUCGUAGCCUUCAACACUGAUGGUGCGCAUCCAAUUCACAAGGCAACAAUAAUGCCACGUGGAUCUGCUUUAGGAAUGGUCACCCAGCUUCCUUCAAGUGAUGAGACAUCAAUUAGCAAGAAGCAGUUAUUAGCUCGUCUUGAUGUUUGUAUGGGGGGAAGAGUUGCAGAAGAGCUCAUAUUUGGUCAAGACCAUAUCACUACAGGAGCGAGUAGUGAUCUUCAUACAGCUACUGAACUUGCCCAUUAUAUGGUGUCAAAUUGUGGGAUGAGUGAUGUAAUCGGACCGGUUCAUGUCAAAGAGCGGCCAAGUUCAGAGUUGCAGUCACGUAUUGAUGCCGAAGUGGUGAAACUCCUAAGAGAAGCAUAUGAUCGUGUAAAAGCCCUGCUAAAGAAGCAAGAGAAGGCACUACAUGCAUUAGCAAAUGCACUUUUAGAGUAUGAAACACUUAGUGCAGAAGAGAUCAAGCGAAUUCUUCUUCCUUAUCGCAAUGGACGGCUGGCUGAGCAACAAGAAGAACAACAAGAAGAAGGAGAACUUGUAUUGGCUUAAUCUCGUAAUCAAGCCAACCACAGGGAGAGCGUACUGUACAGUGUAUUAAAACAGAACAGGUGAUUAUUUAUAUAAUUUCUUCCUAAUUACCCUAUCACUUUUUCAUUAAGUGUGUAAGAGAAAUUCUAUUCAUGCA